GUGAAAAGUGCUACAAUUUGUAAACACACUUAUAAACGCAUUUUACUUAAGUAUGCAGCCUUUACUAUGCUUUAUAGUUAAAAAUGGAGAAAACAGAAGGUUUUUACGAUCUAUGCAUACCUUAUGAGCAGGACGAAAAAAUCUUGCAAGAUAUCGUCAAAGAAGCCCUAAGACUGGGCUACAAAACCAUUGCUAUAGAUCAAUUGUAUGAUCACAGUAAACGAGAUGUUACCAAACGGACGCCGGACAUAUUUCCUGCACCUACUAUACUGAAAAAAUUGGAAGAUGAGUUUAAGAACCAAGUCAAAAUCCUAAAGAGGUUGACAAUUAUAUACGUUGAUGUUGGAAUUGCACACGCAAUGACGAAUUCCCAAAACCUCAGAAUGUACAACAUAAUUGCUGGUCAACCAAAGACUGACGGCGCUUUGACUCACUGUUGCACCAGUUUCUCUGGUGACUUGGUGACUUUCGACAUGGAAACAAGAGUCAAGUUGUUGGUGAACCGAAAGGCAUAUCAAAUGGCUGUAAAGCGGGGAAUGUUUUUUGAAAUCAAAUAUGGACCAGCUACAAAAGAUUAUUGCAUACGGAAAGAUAUGAUAAAGUUGGCACACAACUACUGUGUUCGUGGGAAAUCAAGAAAUAUUAUUUUUAGUAGCGGCGCAAAGAAUGCCUUUGAAUUGCGAGGACCCUACGAUGUGGCAAACUUGUCAUACAUAUUUGGAUUAUCAGAGGAUCAGGGGAAGAACGCCGUGGAUAAAUCGUGCAGGCAAUUAUUUCUGAGAGCUGAAUCUCGUCGUACUGGCAAAACAAUUAUGACUUUAAAGGCUUCAGGGCCUGUAGUGUUUUCCAAUAUCUCUGAAGAGGAGGAAGAGAUGCAUGAUUAUAAACAAAGAUGCUAUGAUUUUAGUACCGUAAAGGAUGAAUCUGAAAGUGAUUCACUAGAACAACCAAGCAAAAAGAAAUUAAAAUUGCUGUGAAAUUUGUAAAUUAAUUUUCCACUGAGAGGUUACAAUAAAGAAAAUUAUCAGCGGAGUGACUAUUGGCACACAA
Molecule: messenger RNA, 1050 nt
Organism: Rhagoletis pomonella (apple maggot)
Lineage: Eukaryota; Metazoa; Arthropoda; Insecta; Diptera; Tephritidae
Product: ribonuclease P protein subunit p30-like
Exons: 6
Coding region: 84-977 (297 amino acids)
Biological process (GO): tRNA processing
Cellular component (GO): nucleolar ribonuclease P complex
Molecular function (GO): RNA binding
Source: RefSeq, a predicted model, not a curated record